AUGGCGACGACGCGGGGUGCGUACCGUGGGCGGUUGCGCAUGAUCAAGCUGGGCGACUACCAGCUCUUGCAGACCAUUGGCACUGGCGCCUUCUCCAAGGUCAAGCAAGCCGUCCACCUGCCCUCUGAAGUCGACGUUGCGAUGAAGAUUAUCAGCAAGAAGAAAAUUGACAGCUCAUCCAUGGACAAGCUCAGGCGCGAGAUGCACAUCAUUCGGGAGCUGCGGCAUCCAAACAUCAUCCGAUUGUUUCACGUUAUGGAGACCGAGGAAGAGCUCAUCCUCGUCACCGAGUUUGCCAAGAAUGGCGAGAUUUACGACCACAUUGUCGAGACUGGAAAACUCACAGAGACGGCUGCACGGAAAAAGUUUACUCAACUCGCAUCUGCGGUCGAGUACUGUCACGGACAAGGCAUAGUGCAUCGCGAUCUCAAGGUCGAGAACAUGCUCCUUGACGACGAUUUUAAUGUUAAGCUCGUUGAUUUUGGCUUGAGCAACUUUUACUCUCGCGGAAAGUUCUUGUCAACAUUUUGUGGGAGCCCUCCGUAUGCGGCGCCAGAGCUGUAUCAACGGCAGCCAUAUGAAGGGCCAGAGGUCGAUAUUUGGAGUCUUGGCGUCAUCUUGUACGUGCUCGUGACUGGAGAACUACCAUUCGACUCCACCGACCAGGAGGAGCUUAAGCAGAACAUCUUGCAGGCCAAGUACGCGGCUCCAGAAGGCGUCGAUCCUGCUUGCGUUGAAUUGAUCGGCAUGAUGCUGCAACCGGAUCGCGCGCUGCGAUGUACCAUGGCCGAUAUUCGAGCCCACAGGUGGAUGAACAACAAGGAGGAGGAUUUUUACGCAGAAAUAGAGGCGGCUGCCUGGGCGGACGAAGACGACGAAAUGUGCGCCUUUGCGCUCCGAAUACUGACCCAAGUGGGGUAUUCUGAGCCAAUCAUCAUCAACUCGCUCGUCAUCAACUGCUUGGACGACAUUUGUGCAUCGUACAACUUUAUUCUGGAGCGCCUUCGGCGAAUGGACGUGGAAGAAUGGCCUGCGUUUGAGGAGUCGUACAUUCGUUUGUUUCAGCUGGAACCCGAUGCGUCAAAGAAUCUUCCUCUCGACCCGUCAUCCAACCCUGGGUCUGCUGCCACCACACCCCAGAAGCCAGCGCCUCCUUCGCCAUUUCGUCCGGCGCAGGCGUCCGGAUCCAACCCGUCGCUGCUCGAGUCUCUUCGGGCCCUCAGCAGCG
Messenger RNA from Capsaspora owczarzaki ATCC 30864, 1228 nucleotides. RefSeq lists its product as hypothetical. NCBI's taxonomy places the organism in Eukaryota, Filasterea, Ministeriida, Capsasporidae. Gene Ontology annotation, molecular function: tau-protein kinase activity; protein serine/threonine kinase activity; ATP binding. Gene Ontology annotation, cellular component: cytoplasm. Gene Ontology annotation, biological process: microtubule cytoskeleton organization; protein phosphorylation; intracellular signal transduction. The transcript has 5 exons. The record is from RefSeq and is a predicted model, not a curated record. The annotation marks the transcript as partial.